Molecule: messenger RNA, 1882 nt
Organism: Paralichthys olivaceus (Japanese flounder)
Lineage: Eukaryota; Metazoa; Chordata; Actinopteri; Pleuronectiformes; Paralichthyidae
Source: RefSeq, a predicted model, not a curated record
AUGGCAAAGUUCCUGGCCGAGCUACUGGGAUGCACACUUCCAGACAAGAGCGCUGCGCCAUUGUUCGAGGUGAAGGUGAAGGGCAAAGACAUCACCUUCGCUCUGAAGGUCAUCAAGAAGAAGCACGUGGUGGACAACAGACAGGAGGAGCACAUCCACUCUGAGAGGAAGAUCCUCGCCGAGGCUCGCUCACCUUUCGUCGUCAAACUCUAUCGAACGUUCAAGGACAACAAAUACGUGUACAUGCUGCUGGAGGCGUGUCUGGGCGGAGAGAUCUGGAGCCUGCUCAGAGACAGGGGGAGCUUCGACGAGCCCGUCGCCAAAUUCUGUGUCGGCUGCGUCACGGAGGCGUUCGACUACCUCCAUCGCAAAGGUGUCCUCUACCGAGACCUGAAGCCGGAGAACCUCAUGCUGGACACUGAGGGAUACAUCAAACUGGUCGACUUUGGGUUUGCCAAGAAGAUCAGAUGCGGCCAAAAGACCUGGACGUUCUGUGGGACCCCGGAGUACGUGGCCCCAGAGAUCAUCCUCAACAAAGGCCACAACUUCAGCGUGGACUUCUGGUCUCUGGGCAUCCUGGUGUUUGAGCUCCUUACCGGCAGUCCUCCGUUCUCAGGGAGCGACCAGAUGAUGACGUACACGUUCAUCCUGAAAGGCAUCGAGAAAAUGGACUUCCCCAAGAAGAUCAGCAAGAGACCUGAGGACCUCAUACGCAAGUUGUGCAGGCGAAAUCCCUCAGAGCGACUGGGCAACCUCAAAAAUGGAAUCACCGAUAUCAAGAAACACAGGUGGUUCAAUGGUUUCAACUGGGACGGACUGAAGGCGAGGACUCUGUCGUCUCCACUGAGAAGAGAGGUCAGUGGGCCGACAGAUCACAGCUACUUUGACAGUUACCCUGCAGAUGAGGACAGUCCUCCUGAGGAGCUGUCUGGUUGGGACAUGGACUUCUAAAAACCCGUCUUUUCCUUCAGGUCUCUGUGUGUGUGUGUGUGUGUGUGUGUGUGUGUGUGUGUGUGUGUGUGUGUGUGUGUUUGACCCCUGGACGGUUCGAGUGAAACGCAGCGUUAGAAGCUUUGUUGUCUCGGCCGAGGUUUCAAAGUGGGAGACGUCACGAGUUGCAGCGUUAGCUUUGCUCAAUCAGCCUCCGGGCCAGAAAGUGAAAGUGUGCGUGACGUUCUCGAGCUUCAGCUCAUCAGUGCUGCGGAGGGAGAGAUCACUGAAACAGAUCAGUGUCUUAUUUCACACUGUUAUGUUUUUACAUUCCUUAAUCAAUCUGCACCCAUUUAAUAAUCUCUUACAGAAACCUCUAAAUGUUUAUUGUUCUCCGGGCCCUCAUGACGGCUCCAGAUGUGGCUGGUAGGGAAACUUGCGACGCAGCUGCAAGGUCUUUUAUUUCCUGCAGCUGAGGAGCCGAGGGAGCUGCUGGUUAGAUGUUUGCAGGUUGUUUACGGCUGCGGAGGAAUUGAGGUGUGUGGGCAGAAGGUAGAAUACGUGUGGAGAACAAAGGCAGAGGGAAGAAACUCCACUUUACCGCUCAGCCGGCUUCAAACCACAACACACUGCAGCACAAACAGGAUUUUAAUUUGUGCUCAGAAGCUGCAAGAGUCAACACACACACACACACACACACACACACACAGAGGAACACGAACACCUUCUGCUCUUCAUGGAGGAGCGUGAGCAUCAUCCAGCAGUUUUUAUGGCUUUAGAGCGAUUACCAGGAGAUUCUCAGGAGCUCGGGUUGAAGUUAAAGUAUUUUUUCUUUUAAAACACUGAAGAUUUUACAGUAAAUGAACUGUGUCUAUUUGUAAAUACACUGUAAAGCACAAUCAUCCCAAAUACACAAUGUACACAAUCCAGGCUGCGUGUUCCUUCAUGUAAA